CUCUUCCUUCUAACUUCUAACCUUAUCUUACUCUCUCUUUAUUUUCUAAGCAAUAAGAAAAGACAACAAAGCUUCUUAAACAAAACAGAAUUUUCCAACAGUUCCAAUUUUCAAGGGGGAGAGAAGAGAAAAGGGAAGGCAAAUGGGAGUAGGAACUAGCACUUUUAUUAUCAAAUGGAUCAACUUUAUCACCAUGCUUUUGGCAAUAGCAGUUAUAGUAUUUGGGAUGUGGAUGAGCAAUCAUCAUGAUGGAUGCAGAAAGUCUCUUACUGUUCCUAUGAUCGGCCUUGGAGCAUUCAUUUUCUUCAUAUCCGUGAUUGGCUUCAUAGGCGCUCUGAAAAGAAGCUCCAUACUGUUAUGGAUUUAUCUAAUCAUGCUGUGUUUCAUCUUGGUGGGAAUCCUGAUCUUCACAGUGCUGGCGUUCAUUGUGACUAAUAAUGGAUCAGGUCAUAGUGUGGCUGGCUUGAGGUAUAAGGAAUAUCAACUCCAAGAUUAUAGUCCAUGGUUUCUCAAGCAAAUUAACAAUUCUCAUAACUGGGAGCACUUGAGGGGUUGCCUAGUCAAAUCUGAAGACUGCAGUAUACUUUCCAAGAAAUACAAGACUCUUAAACAAUAUAAAUCAGCUAAAUUGACCCCAAUUGAAGCUGGUUGCUGCGGACCACCUUCUGAAUGUGGAUAUCCUGCUGUAAAUGCAUCGUACUAUGAUUUGACCUUUCACCCAAUUAGCUCCAACAUUGACUGCAAGCUGUACAAAAAUUCUCGUGCCAUCAAAUGCUAUGAUUGUGAUUCAUGCAAGGCUGGCGUGGCACAAUACAUGAAAACUGAGUGGAGAGUUGUUGCAAUCUUUAAUGUUGCUUUAUUUCUUGUCUUGUCAAUUAUAUACUUUGUGGGAUGCUGUGCACGACGAAGUGCUGCCAGGAACCAACAUUCAAAAGCUUGAUAGUAGGCCUGGAUCUCAUGCACUCGCUUAAAUUCAUUUUUGUAGCCGUUUGUAGUCACUUGUGUAGUUCAUGUAAGCACCUUAGCUUAUACAUUAUAUUAUUCAAUCAAUGAGGGCACAACUUCAAAUUUGCAAACCAAGGAUUACCAUAAGUUGCUUCUCU
This is a messenger RNA of Arachis stenosperma, 1103 nucleotides long. RefSeq names its product tetraspanin-10-like. The transcript has 11 exons. Bases 143 to 940 code for a protein of 265 amino acids. Lineage: Eukaryota; Viridiplantae; Streptophyta; Magnoliopsida; Fabales; Fabaceae. Gene Ontology annotation, cellular component: plasma membrane; plasmodesma. The record is from RefSeq and is a predicted model, not a curated record. Gene Ontology annotation, biological process: auxin-activated signaling pathway.